Messenger RNA from Aspergillus bombycis, 1362 nucleotides. Its product is annotated as cytochrome P450. The record is from RefSeq and is a predicted model, not a curated record. Bases 1 to 1362 code for a protein of 453 amino acids. Lineage: Eukaryota; Fungi; Ascomycota; Eurotiomycetes; Eurotiales; Aspergillaceae. Gene Ontology annotation, molecular function: iron ion binding; monooxygenase activity; oxidoreductase activity, acting on paired donors, with incorporation or reduction of molecular oxygen. The transcript is spliced from 6 exons.
AUGGAGCAGCCAUUCUCCGCUUCGGUGGCCGCCAUAUUGUUGUUUGCUGCGGCAUUCAUCUACACAGUAGGAGGGCUGAUAUACCGGUUGUACUUCAGCCCUAUAGCACAUUUUCCAGGUCCCAAGAUCGCUGCUGCUACACAUUUGUACGGGUUCUACUACGAUGCGAUCCGAGGAGGACAGUAUGUGUGGAAGGUGGCACAGAUGCAUCAGAAAUAUGGACCAGUGGUGCGGAUCAACCCCAAUGAGAUUCACAUCUCAGACCCAGAUUAUUAUGCUGUGCUCUACGCGAGUGCCAAGAGCGUCGCGAUAAACGUCUACCGACUUGAACCUGUGAUUCAGGACAAGAUCGAUGAGAUGUUGGAACAUGUUGUCAUGGAGUAUGCUUUCGCCAGGAGCGACCGGCGCUUGGCGCAGCCCGAUUUCGAUCCUGUUUUCCUAAAUGCCCUUACCUCGGCCAGUGACAUCAGCCACUGGGUGCUGCAUUUGAACUGGAUUCUCGGACUGUUCCAAUCGAUUCCAGUUUGGUUGGCUCGAUUGUUCAAUCCAGGGUUUGUAUCCCAUCGAACUCACACCACCUGGCUCAGAGUGAAAGACCAGAUCCGUGACAUCCAAAACGGCACGAACCGAUCGAACGAGAAGAGCUCGCACCGCACCAUCUUCCACGAUGUGCUUGACUCAGGCAUGCCCGCAUCUGAAAAGAAGCUCGAGCGCAUGUGGCAAGAGGGCAUGGUAGUAGUGGGAGCCGGCACCGACACAACAGCUUGGACCCUCGUUGUCGUGCUCGUCCACAUCAUCAUCAACGCCGAUAUCCGCCAGCGGCUCGAAGAUGAGGUGCGGACCGCCAUAGCUACCAAGGGCCAGCUCAAGCUCAGCGACCUGGAGCAGCUCCCCUACCUCUCUGCAUGUAUCAAGGAGGCGCUACGGCUCUCGUAUGGCCUAUCCGCACGGCUACCCCGCGUAGCUCCUACUCAAGUACUCGAAGUACCCGGGACGACCGGGCUGGCGAUUCCGCCCGGAACGAAAGUGUCGAUGAAUUCGGUUCUGAUGCACCGCCACCCGCAACUAUUCCCACAACCAGAUGAGUUCCGCCCCGAGCGGUGGCUCGACAACCCUCGGUUAGAUCGCUAUCUGGUCCCUUUCUCCAAAGGCGCUCGCCAAUGUCUGGGCAUCAACCUUGCCUAUGCAGAAGUGUACAUGGCGCUGGGUGCCAUAGUCGGUCGCUUUUCUGUCACGGAUGGGGGUCCUCGGCUGCAGCUCGUAGACAAUGAAGCCAGUCUGAGGAGUAUUGAGAUUGCUGGCGACAUGUUCCUCCCGUCUACCAAGUCUGGGAACAAACAUAUCGAGGCUGUAUUUAGGUAG